Molecule: messenger RNA, 1830 nt
Organism: Triticum aestivum (bread wheat)
Lineage: Eukaryota; Viridiplantae; Streptophyta; Magnoliopsida; Poales; Poaceae
Exons: 5
Coding region: 114-1199 (361 amino acids)
Source: RefSeq, a predicted model, not a curated record
CGACCCACACACUCUCAGCUUCGUCUCGACCUCUUCCGAUCCAUCUCGUGCGCCAGCCCAAAUCCCGAACCCUAGCCAGCGCCCCAGCCCAGAUCCCUCCCCGCGCCGCCGCCAUGCGGAUCCGCAGGUCUGCCGCCCGCCUGCUCGGCUCCGCCUACUCCGCCCCCGCGCCGCCGCAACCAGACCUCCCGCUUCCGCCCCCGCCCCCGCCCCCGCCCCCGCCCCCGCCGCCGCCAGUACUGGAGCCCUGCUCCUCCCACGCGGGGGGCGACAGGGUCACGGCCGGGGGGACCUCCUCCGCGGAGCGGUGCGAGCUCAGCCGGUCGCCGUGGGAGCUCAUGGCCCAGCUCGACCCCUCCGAUCCCAAGGAGGUGGAACACUUCAUGGGGAAAUACUUCGUCAGUGUCCCAUGCCGGACGAGCUGGCUCUUCCAGGCCAGCAUUCUUGCGGCCUCCAUCAAGGGGGAGGAACAAGAGGAGGACAUGGCCGGAGAUAUGGCUGACGAGGUCUUUGCCAAACAGCGGCAUAAGGUUGCCAAGAUGAAAAGGACAGUCAGGGAAAACAGAGGGGGUGAGAAGAAUGCGUGGGGGCUGAAGAAGGCCACGGAGGUUCAGAGUGAUGAGGACGAUUUCGUAGCUGCCGGAGGAGGAGAACUUUGGGUGUGCACCAAGAACGACGGCAAGAGGAGGUUUUGCCGGCUGCCGGUGAGCCAGCCCGAUUCCUUUUGUGUAUAUCACUCAGAUCCUAAGUCUGCGCUGCCGCCGGCUUCAUCAGCAGCCUCCAAACCCUCCAUCAGCGCCAAGCCACGUAAGAGGAGGCGUGUCGAUGCAGGUGAGGGGUACUUAUACUACGCUGGGUUCGGCCCGUCCCUCAGCAAGAGGCAGAGAUCAAGCAGCAAUGUACUAGAAUCUUUACCUGCUGAGCAAGAGGAGGAGGCACUGCCUGAAGAGCAUACUGCAGGUCCAGCCCAAACUGUUGAUGCAGACCAUCAAGCGGCAUCAGCACACGUUGAUGAGCCUAGGUGCGAUGAGAUGGCCGGGAUUGCGGGCGGGGACGAGGAGAGCAGCGACGACGCGCUUGGCUGCAACGAUGAACCCCGGGUUGUUGGCGUCAACGGCAACAUCAAGAGGAAGAGCCCGUUUAAGAAGAGGUGGAGGAAGCCUGUGAAAGCUCGCUCACUCAAGUCAUUGAUGUGUUAGCACGCUUGUUAUACCUGUACAUGCAUGCCCAAUUGGUCUCCAUGAAGCAUACAUGAGAGAUUCAGGUAGAGCUUGGCUGGAUAUUGAGAUCAUGGAAGAUACCAACUCUGCUAUGGAUGAAGAAUCCCAUGCUUUGCUUAAGCCCUUGCGAGGAAGGAGAUAGCUGAAAGCAAAUAUCAUUUGAGGCAAGGAACCAAACAGAAAGCCAUAAACAGGUGGGGUUGUUCCAGCAAGUAACGAUCGAAGUUUCCGUUUGGGACGGUGGCCUCUUCGGCGGACAUAAUCAAUCAAUAGGACCAAAGGGGUGCGGCAAGCCUGGGGUGCUGGAAAAUGAAGAAACGCCUGACACUACUGUAUCAAACAGCAUCAACAUAUGAAUGAAGCUCUAUCUAUCUAUGCUCUGAACUUUAAUCCUACCCUGGCUGCUGGCAGGAAGAUGACAUCCAUCUCUUUCUUCCUUUCUGUCUAGUUCACUAUCCUGUGGAAGAAGUGGAAGAACCCAUAUGGUUUUGUAAUAGUAUUACUGUAUCAGGCUGUGGAAAAACCCAUAUCUUUUGUUAUGCGGCGUCGUGUCGUAAACGAGUAACAGCGGACAGCAAUGCUGUAUUCAGUGUGAGGAAUGUGGCAGCAA